Messenger RNA from Closterium sp. NIES-67, 2756 nucleotides. The record is from the annotation of a GenBank genome assembly. Lineage: Eukaryota; Viridiplantae; Streptophyta; Zygnematophyceae; Desmidiales; Closteriaceae.
CUCCUCCUCCUACCCUUUCGUACCACAUGCCACGCGACGCGUCAUAAAGGCUCUCUCAUGGCGGAGAGAGCGGCCUAGCUGUUCCGAUCCAAUUUCCAACGAACUUCCUCUGACAGCUAGCAUAGCAAGGCAUACAGGGACCUAAGAAAAUCAGCAGCGCCUGCGGUUGGUCCGUCCAAGAAAUCUAGUUAUUUCGAGACUCACCAUUCGCCUUAUGGGAGGCUGUUUGCUUCUCUGCGGACAAAAGCUUUUAAUAUGCUACAGUACAGUACCACGACAAGCCCAGGUUUUACCAAGCUUAGCCCGCGCCAAAGUUUUAGUCUCCUCCACCAAGCUUUAGUAUCCUACGCCAGACUUUUAUGCUGUUCAUUACAGUCCAGUACAGUGCAGUUCUGUACAGCACAGUACAGUAAUCCUUCGCCUGAGAAUCAGUAUGCAUAGAAUUGCCGACGAGCCAAAUGACCGGAAUCCGCUCUCUCGCGCAUAAGAGAUUGCUGAGCCGCAGCAUCCCUCGGCCUCAUGUUCGUCGCCUCAUGUUCGUCGCCUCAUGUUCGUGGAUCCUAGCAAGGUAUACGAGGAACGAGCGAGAAGGAGGAGGAAGAGGAGGACGAGAGCCUCUGAGAGGAGGGGUAGGGGGAAGGGGAAGCCCUGUUCAGUUAUUGUAUUCCAACGGAAGGCGUUUGAAAGUGUUGCUGGCCAAUCUGAAUCGGAUCUGACCAUAUCGAACUGGCAGCCAAUCCCAGGGGUAAAGUGCCGCCUCUCCCGUGGAGUUCGAAACACAGCGCAGCGACCGAUCCCUGUCGAAUGCCGCAUCAUGCGGGCAGCCCGCUACGUAGGACUAGAGCAACAGCUAGCUGCUUGAAGCAAUGCGAGAGCCUCCCUCUCAGAAGGUGGGUGGAUGGCAUGGCAUGGAUUCGUGAGAGCUCAUCUGGGCGUCACUUCCCACGCCGGAUCCGUGCUUUAUCCGUGCUUUUAUCCUCUCAACUUGAGACGAAACCAAUGCCAGGGACGAGCGCCAUUGGUCGCCUCAUCCAGCCGGGAUAAGCGGUCACGUGGGGCUGCUAGCUGGCCUGCUUAUGCUUUUGCUGAGUUGACUCAGCCGCAACGUCAUGCUGCCAUGAUGCUAAUGCCAUUGGUAGUAGUGUCCCGCCUCCCGCCGUUGCCGCUACAACAAAUUCCUGUCAGCCCGUCGAGCUUCACUAUUGCUCGGUAAUAGUGGUGAUAGAAACCCCUCGUCGCUCUCCGUUGUUGGAGUACGGAGUCGUCCCUCCUUGGGAAUUCCUGGCCUUGGCAAUCCCAAACCUUGGGAGUACCGAUCCAGCCAACCAAGCUGCCUCGCGUCGCCUCCGCGUCGUCCAACGCGUCGCAACCAGGGGGUCCGGAAACCCGUGCACCAGCUUAGCAGAAUCGCAAAGCUGCUAUGCACUGCACUUGACGAGUCAGACUCUUCAGGCCGAACUCCAAGACUUGAACUCUGAGAACCACUGCAAGACUCCAACUCCUCCAGCCAUGGCCACCGUAACGCUCGUGUCUUAUCAAGCGGAGCAUCAUCAGCUGGAGCCACCUCCCUGCACUCACCCCCCUCCCCCCUCCGCGUCCCCCUCUCCCCCCUCUCACUCUGCUCACCCCCCUCCCUUCGCGUCCCCUGCCCUCUCGCUGCGCGGAACCUUCCGGCGGCUUCUGCUGGGGCGCCAGCUGUCGGAUGAUGUGGCGCUGCAGGCGCUGGAGGGGCGGCUGCAGCUGCUGGACGCGCACAGGGCGCUCAGCAGCGUGCGGUGCGAGCGGUUCGUGGCCGCCUUUCAGGCGCAAGGGGGGGCGCCUAGAGAGGGGAGAGGGGAGUUUCGUCAAGAGGAGGGAGAAGGAGAGGGUUUCCAGCAAGAGGAAUUGGAAACGGGAAGGGAGGAGGAGAAGAAGCAGCAGCAGGAAGCGGAGGCAGAGGCAGAGUGGGGGGCAGAGUGGGGGGCAGAGUGGGGGGCAGAGUGGGGUCUUGCUGAACGGGGUGCAGGAGGCUUGGCUGGUGAAGUGUGGCAAGGGGUGACUGUUGGAAAGUCCAUGCAACAAGGGGCUGAGGGAUAUACGCAGCAUGGGCGCUCAUGGAAGGCUGAUCUGGAGUAUUACGACGAGCCAAGGAGGAGGUCCUAUUCACUCGGAGCCAUGCCUCCUCCUCCCUCCCACAGAUACUGCGACUACUCCCUUGAAUCUGCUCCCUCCCGCACCUCCACUGUCCGUUCCGUUGCCCCUAAAAGACGAAGCUUCUCUGGGGUUACAGAGAAGCUUCGGAGAAGUUUCACUGGGUCCGGAGCCUGCCCAAGGAGGCGAAGCUUCUCCGGUGCUCCAGAGAGUCUUCAGAGAAGCUUCCCCAGUGCUCCAGAGAGGCUUGAGAGAAGUUUUACUGGUCCACCAGUGGAGCACCAGAGAAGCUCUUCUGGUGCCUGCCCCCAUGCAUCUCCUCAUCACAAGCAGCACCAUCGAUGUCGUGCCACCAACCAGCAUCACCAUCACCACCAUCCCAGCAAUCACGAGCCUCUCCCUCAACUUCUACGGUAGAAUACGAGCAAGGAACUGGGCCAUCUCGCAAUACAGGCACUACCAAAUUGGCAGUAGUCACCUCGUCUAGAGUCCAAGCCUACUCCCCAUAUACCAAGGUUUGUAAUAGAAUAGAGUGUUAUUUUAUCUGGACAUAAGCCCCUGCAGCCGCUUUUUUUUAGUUUGUAAUAUGCUGUGAAUUAGUCAUGCAAUAACCAUUUCACGUUACA